AUGGUGAAGCCUACCGGUGAGCACAAUAAAAAUAAGUAUUGUAGGUUUCAUCAGGAUCAUGGACAUGACACUGAAGAGUGUAGACAGUUGAAAGAUGAGAUAGAAGCUUUGAUCCAAAGAGGUCGAUUGAAUAAAUCUGUGAAGAGAGAGAGAGAGGGAGGAAGCAGUAAGCAGGAGAGUCGAGAACAGAAUGUGGAAGACAAAGAAAAAUUAUAUAUCCGGGGAGAAGAGAGUCCGGACAUCCAAACACGACAUUUAGAGAAUCAACCUCUUAGGGAGAUUGCGACCAUCUUUGGAGGCCCCGGGGUAGGAGGAGAAUCCUCAAACUCAAGGAAAAUUCAUGCAUGGACUAUACAUUUGAUAGAAACAGCGAACAAGAAAAGAAAGACCGAACAUCAGACCACUUUUUCAGAUAAGGAUCUGGCUAACAGCCAGUUACCACAUGACGAUGCACUGAUGGUGAAGAUGAUCGUCGCUAAUUGCUUGGUGGCUCGCAUCUUGGUAGACAACGGGAGUUUAGUAAACAUCUUAUAUGUUGAUUUAUUCCUGAAGAUGCAAUUAACUCCUGAGAUGCUGAAAAUGAUAGAUUCACCCCUAUAUGGAUUCAACGGAGCUCCUGUGCAGGUGGAAGGGUCCAUUAAACUUCUAGUCACAGUUGGAACGGAGCCCCAACUAUUCACUAUAAUGAUGAAUUUUCUGGUGGUGAAGGUUAACUCUGCUUACAAUAGAAUCCUCGACAACCCAGGUUUGAAUGCCUUACAGGCCAUAGUCUCCUAA
Messenger RNA from Telopea speciosissima, 777 nucleotides. RefSeq lists its product as uncharacterized. Lineage: Eukaryota; Viridiplantae; Streptophyta; Magnoliopsida; Proteales; Proteaceae. The transcript has a single exon. The record is from RefSeq and is a predicted model, not a curated record. The coding region runs from base 1 to 777 and encodes 258 amino acids.